ACAGUGUCCAGAUCUUAAUUCUGAUCUAAAGCAUUUAACAUAUUUCAUAAUUAUAAACAUGGAGUUAACUGCAGAAGAGAACUAGUUUUUAAAAUAAAUUUGACAGACGCGGGAGACCAGACACUGGUGUUUAUGACUUAAUCAGAUCAUAGAACACGUUUUAUAAUAAUAUUGGAAGAAUAUAUCAUUUGACCAAGUGAAAGAGACUGAUUGAACUGUGGGACUGAUACUAGUAUCAAAUAAAUAGAUUACCAUGGCGUCCUCUUUAACCACACCUACGAUCACACUGGAGGCCUGUCCCAUCGUACAACAGCCGAUUUCUAUAGCCAAUCAGGACCUCAACAAUGUGUCGCUGGACAGUGAUUAUUCUGAUGCAGAGGAAGACCUAUCAAUGACUACAAAACAGGCGGAGAGAAGGACAGCGUUACGCAGACCGCUAUUUUUCAGAAGAUCAAAGUUGUCAAAACCGUCAAGUAUAGAGGGUGAGGAGGAAGACGAAGAUGACAGGGUAUUGAGUGGAAAAUCCUCGCCCAAGAUUGACUUCCUGGCAGGGACAUGUAAAGCCGCAGAGCAGGCAGAGGAGUUUGUGAAAAAAGUUUGGGCGGGGGCGUGGCGAGUCGUACAUCACCACUCCCUCCCAGACUGGCUAAAAGACAAUGACUUUCUACACACUGGCCACAGACCCCCCACCAACUCCUUCAUACAGUGCUUUAAGUCUAUAUUCAGGAUACAUACAGAGACAGGCAAUAUAUGGACACAUUUACUUGGUAUGAUCGCGUUUAUUGGUGUGGCUGGGUACUUCAUGACGAGGCCGUCCAUUGAGGUACAAUGGCAGGAGAAGGCUGUGUUCUCUGCAUUUUUUGUGGGUGCUAUUUUGUGUUUGGGAUUCUCCUGGCUGUUCCACACAGUGUACUGUCAUUCUGAGAGAGUCGGCAGGCUCUUUAACAAGCUCGACUACUGUGGGAUUGCUCUGCUGACGAUGGGAUCCUUUGUACCCUGGCUAUACUAUAGUUUCUACUGUGACCUGGGACCAAAAAUUGCCUACCUAGUACUAAUAUUUGUUUUGGGCACUUCUUGCAUCGUUGUGUCGUUGUGGGACAAAUUUGCCCAGCCUCAGUACCGUGCAGUCCGAGCAGGUGUUUUUAUAGCCCUUGGCCUUAGUGGUGUCAUCCCAGCUCUGCAUUACGUCAUCAUUGAAGGUUUUUACAAUGCCAUCAACUUUGCUGCCCUUGGAUGGCUAGUCCUCAUGGCCUUCCUCUACAUUGCGGGUGCAGUCAUAUAUGCUGUAAGGAUCCCAGAAAGACUCUUUCCUGGCAAAUUUGAUAUUUGGUUUCAGAGCCACCAGAUUUUCCAUGUAUUUGUCCUGGCAGCAGCAUUUGUACAUUUCCACGGAAUAUCCAAAAUUGCCACUUACAGACUGACCCUUGGUGACUGCCUGGCUACGGAGUUACAGUGAUGACCUUACUCUCCAAUGACCUGUCCGAUCUCUAUGGCUGCACUCAAUGAUCUGAUUCAUGCUCUAUUAUACUGACCACUGGACUGCGUACCAAUUAUUGAUAGUUGGUUUUCUUUUGGAGCAACAUGACCGGUGAACUACUCGGACCAGUCAGUUUAGAGCACAAUGGAGCACAUUGACUGGUCAAACAUUAUGACUGGUUGGUUUGGAGCAUCUGAAUCGGUCAAACAUUUGCAUCCGUCAGUUUGGAGGAAGUUACUGUGAUCUGUUCAUUGUUGAGAUCAGUCAGCUAAGUGGAUGGCCGUUUGGAUGGUAAGCGAGGACCUGUUGGACCUGUCAGUAUAUCAGAAGAUAGGAUUGUUCACUGAAGUGUGUUUUGCACGAAAAGUUUGUAGAGUUUAUAAUGACUUGUCAGGUUUGCUCCCAUUUGUAUGCGACACCUCCUUAGAUGUUUGUCAUGUCUGAAACACUGAAAGACAGUCUGAUAAUUAGAACAUUUCAAUAUUUAUAUGUACUUAUUAUUUAGCAAUGGAAAAUGAAACUUCCGGUUAUUGUUAAAAUGGCAUUACCGACACCUGUACAUAAAGGAGGCUCCGGGGACCAAAGGUGUGUACUUACAGUUUUAUAGACUCUGGGUUAUCCUUUAUACUCAGGCUAACAGUUUUAUAGACUCUGGGUUAUCCUUUAUACUCAGGCUAACAACAGGAGUUUAACCCGAGCACUUCAACAAUUAAUUCCCUUCCAUUCUAAAGCCAUGUUGGUUUUACAAAAGAAACAGUUUCGAAAAUAUGAUAUCCCGAUUCAACUGUCGUACAGUGCUCUCGUAUAAAAGUGGGGGAAAUGUGGAUGUGAUAAAUUGAAAAACAGAAAUACUGAAAGACGGUUUGGACAUGAACGUUUUUAUAAACUGUGUACAGAAGAGUGUUUAAUGACUAAGGUAAUAUACUGUUGUUACAUUGUGAUCAGUCCCAGGUUUCCGUUUGAGAGACCAAUAGAAAGGUGUUUAUAUGAAGCACAGGAACUGUAUACAUAUGCAUAUAUAUUUAUAUUGUAUCUAUUUGUAGACUAGAGAAUAUUAUACAAGUAGCCAUGAGUCGCCUACAAACGUAGGACAUGUUAGUGUGUGUACCUCACCUUUACAUAUAUGUACAUAUAGUGGGUGGCUACCAUACUACACAUACCUGUGACUUAAAACAGCAUUGUACAGACUAACAGGUCAUAAGGCGCUGUGUAUGGGUUACAUGCCCCUGUGUCAUUUACAGUGGUAUUGAUAUACCAGACUGAUGUGCUGAUUGCUGGUACAAAAAUGUAAGAAGUGCUCUGAUUGGACAUUUGAUUUUGAGAAAUGAUCAGAGAUUAUUGAAGAGAAAUUUUAACAUAUCAUUGACUUUGUGUGAAUGGUUAUCUAACUUUGAGGACAGCUGAUUUCCAUCAUAACAGUAUGUGAAAAUGAUUGAAUUUGUUGAUGAUGCACAUCAAAAAUAAAUUUCUGUGAUAUAACGAAAAUUAUUCAAAUGAACGUGAUAUAUUGACAAAAUUGAUAUACAAGAAUUUAUUUCUACUGACAAUGUAAAUAUAGACCCAGUCGUAACAUACCUAGUUUGAAUUGGUUAUGAAGGAAGUACACGUUUAUGGAAACAGAAGUUGCCAAAAUUGAAUCUUGUACAUAACGAAUUAUUAUUCUGAUUAAAACAGGAUCUUAAUUUACUACAAUACUUUUCAGUAUCAUUGUAAAUUUAGAUCUGGCUUUAAUCAGAUUCACAUAAUGAAUGGAUGGAGUAAAUUGUUGAUUUUGAAUGUGAGAAAAUGAUUUUGGGUGUUUUUGAUUUAUAAAUGCCCCAGUGUGUCCGCUGCAUUGCACUAAUAAUUGUUUAUGUUUAUGUACACUUGGCAGGUACCAUGUGUUACAACUGUUUUGAGGGAAAAGAGUUAAGAUAAUUAAUGUUGACUUAUGCGGUAUGUUGUGUAAUUAUGUUAUAAACAGAAUUUUUGUACUGUAUACUGCUUAAAAUUUGCAUGUGUAAAGCCAUCGCUCAGUUCUUGUGUUAAGGACCCUUGUACCACUACAAAAUCUGUAACGAAGUGUUGGAAAUAGUUUUUUUCUGGGAUGAAUAUAACUUUUAUGAGAAAUGAUGAAGAUUAAGUAAGCAAAAUAUAAUAAACAACCGCAUUCUGAAUGUGAAUAUAAAUAGCUGGGCUCGACCUGGAACCCUGGACCCUGGAUUUCAGAUUUAUAUACUACGGCUCUAAUCGACUGAGCUACGUGGUCAACAGAAGUGUCCUUGCCCAUCUGUGCUACAGUUAUAUCUAAACGGAAGUUAUAAGGGGAGGUUACUGUAUAUAGGUAACCCACAAUGCAGUGGGACAGGCAUCCUUAAUGAACUUUUAAAGCCAGAAAAUAUGGUGAAAGGUGAAACUAGAAUAUUGUACUAAUAUUGUACUAAAUAGUGUUAUUUUGAGUUAGAGACACAGCUAACAGGAAGCCUUACAAGUGUUCCUUUUAGAUAAAUGUAUGAGUGAUUGACACUGUAAAUUUUAAGCACUUUACAGAACAUACAAGGUAGAGGUGAUUGUUUUUUUAUGACCAGACAUGGUCAAUUAUAUGUCUUUCAUGCCCCAAUAUUCCUGUAGUCUACAGACAAUAACUGAGCACCACAUUAAUGUUCUAGAAUACACUGUUAUACCAGUGCUAGUAGUGGAUCCACAUUUCCACAAGUGCAUGCAUUAGUGUAGAUUGUACUUGCCUUUACAUAUAGAUGACUCUGAGUCUCUCCUUUCCUUUUAAAACAAUCUCACUGCUCAUUUUCAACCUCCGUAAUUACAACAUCGAUGAAACCAUCUUUCAAUUGUGUACAUAUUAACUUUUAGUGAUAAUGAUAAUGACAACAACAACAAAAACACAAAAUGUAUAUAUAGAUAUUCUAUAUUCGGCUUAGCACAUGUACACAGGGAUGUUACCAACUCUCUACUGAGAGUGUAUUCCCUCAAACAGACGAAGAAAAAAAAUGUUAAGUUUGUACUGUAACUUUUUUUGCUUAUUUUAUGUAUCAAAAAUGAAAACAUAAUAUGUCUGCCUUUACUGGCAUGAAGCUUAAGCUUGGUCCAUUUGACUGGGAAAAAAAAUCUUCUGUGUAUUUCCUCAUUACCAGACCCUUUUCACUAUUCUAGACUCCAGUCAAACCUGUCUUAGUCACUACCUUUACAUAUUAACCCUUUCACCCCUAUGUAACUUUAGUAGACUCUACUAUGCGUUGAUCUGGGUGAGUCCAUUAUGGUCUACAGUGAUGAAAGGGUUAGCCACCGGGCCAUUGUUGACCACAUUACCUUACUUGCCAACUUUUUGAAAUUUCCAUGUGGGAGAUUGUGCAUGCUCAAAAUUAAAAUCAUAAAUACAAUCUGUAUAUACUCCCUAGAGACAAAAUAAUCCUUUAAAUUGACAUUUUUUGAGCAGUUCUUUUAGAUGAAAUCAUUAAAUCUUAUAAUAUAGGUAUACUUUAGCAAGUUCAUAGGUUGGAAAUACUGUAUACAUGUACCAGGAAAGUUUCGCUGACAAAUAUCGGUCCUUCACUGGCAAAAUAACUUUCGUGCAGUCUUACUUUCACCUUCACAUGUAAUUACUAUAUAGGAUAUGUAUACUAAUAUCCGCUGUCAUAAACAAUUUGCACUCAUUGCGUACAGCAAAAUAGGCGAAAGUUAAACUGCAAUGAAAAUUAGCCGCUAUCCAGUACUUAAUUUAAGGCUCCAAAAUUGGGAGAGUUGGCAAGCAUGCCUAACAUCAUGGCUAUCAUCACCAGCGACUGGUGGUUCUCGUUCAAAUAUUGAGCCUUCAAAAUUGCAAAAAAAUAGAUUUACCUCCCUUAGAACAUAAGAAAUUGCAGGUAGACAUUAUUUUUGAUAUUAGCUUGUGAUUUUGAACAUGUCUAUAAAGGCUUUAUUGCCCGUCUCUCUUGAACGGUCCCUCUUGAUGGGUUUGAUUGAUACAAACAGGUUCACUCAUUUACUUCAACUUCAGAUAAAGAAUGUGUGAUUUUAUGGUAAAAAUGAUUUGUAUUAUAAUGAACUGGCACUGGUAUUAUAGAUAUUAAUGUCCUGUUAUUUACUUCUGAUUGAAGUUUUAUUUUUUGUAUCAUUGAAUUGAUUAAACAUAGAAUUGAACAUGAUUAAACAAUCUGUUGUGACAUCCAUAUUGUACAGUACUUAAUUUUCACAGUAGUUAUACAUUCUCUAUAUUCCAAGCAUCGAGAAGUUUGUAAAAUAUGAACCUCACAAAUUAGCCCUUUAAUAGCAAUUUGGUUCAGUUGUACCAACUAGUAAAAUUAUUACGUAAAAUUUAAACACCAUAAAUUUCUUCCAAGAAUAAGACGAAAAAACUGACCUCAUGAAAUUAUUUAACCGUACAUUAUCUUUUUAUAGACCAAAAUAUGCUUCUUACUAUAUAUUUAAUAUCAGUUAUCAUUGGUGAUUAUUUGAACACAGUUUGUUAUGAUAAAUUGUUUGUUUGUUAAUUUGUUUUAUUUAUAUUUUUUCCUAUGUAUACAUGUAUGUUCUUUAUUUUUCUAGUUUAACAUUUUAGUGACAAUUAUAAGACACAAUAUCAACAUGCGUUGACAAUUAUGUCUGGUAGGUGUCUAACAAAAUUCACAAAAGUAAAGAAAACAUAUUUGAUCACUAGCUGGUCAGCUCAACAGCUGGAUAAAUGAAUUCAAAGUACUAGGAAAUAAUAUGUAAAUUAAUAUUAACCUGGUUAUAGUCAUUGUAGAUCAACUAAAACAUGUCUAUUAGUAGUGUAUAACUCCCUGUGGCAUGGACAGGAUCCAGAAACAUACCUCAUGUACAUACGUAACAAAACCUCGAAAUAUUUCUACAGAUACUGUUCAAAGUUCUUCAAGAUUUGUUUAUAAUUGUUCUUGAUGGCAUCAUCUCGUGGUAAUUUGCAAUGGGAAAAACACUGUAAUACAUGUAUAUUUAAGUUUUAAGUUUUAAUUUCUAUUUGACCAAGUAAUAUUUAUAGUGACAUCCACGUUGAAUUUGAUCACAGGUGUACGCCAUCAUAAACAGGAUGUCAUCAUGCAUUUUGGGUUUACAUACAUUUAACAGAUUAAGGAAUAAACCAAGAUAGAGGUUAAGUACAGUGGCUACAAUAAACCAACAUAGAGGUUAAGUACAGUGGCUACAAUAAUGAACCAGUCGGUCUUGGUUAGACAUUCUUUAGGUACACACUUGAAUUAGUGAAGUGUCAGGCCCCUGUGCGCUUAUGUAGCAGAGCAGCUCACAUUUGCUUUUGUUUAGCCUAACAGCCUUCAGCGCUUGUGUAAACUGUCAGACCUCUGCAUGCACAGUAGAACUGUCAAGCUUAAUAUGCAUAGAUCUAUAUUUUGAAGCAGCAUGCCCCUUACUGAUAAACUAAAGUAUAAAGGGCAUGUGUAACAGUAAAAUAUUGGGCCCCUGUGAUUCAAGAUACUAUGUGUAAAGGGCCCCUGUGAUUUUGGAUUUUAAAUCUAUGCAGACUAAAUAGAAGAUGUGAGCUGAUAAACUCAAUGAGGACAAUGAAAUAUCAAAAAAAAAAUCUGUUUUAUCAAACUUCAGAGAUAAAGUGCUGUGUAUUCCAAGUUGAUUUAACUGACAGUUAAAUUUGAAAAAUUACAAGAAAAAAAAUAUUUUUUCCUAUGUCUGUUUGAUAAUUGUUGACAAGAUCAAUUUCAGUGUAUUUCUUUUGUUAAAUUUAUUAAUUUUGUUUGGGAUUUUUUUCUAUGUUUAUAUAUGUGUUGCUAAUAUUUGCAGUUAAUAUAUGAGUUUGAAAGUUCUGAAUUUUAAGAAAAAAAACUGUAAAAUGUGAGAGAAAACUGAUGUUUGGUGAAGAUCUGAUACCCAUUCCAAUAAUGUAUGUUACUACAAAUUGAAAUUAAAAAACUGACAUGUCUUACAGA
Mizuhopecten yessoensis (Yesso scallop) is the source of this 7383-nucleotide messenger RNA. Its product is annotated as adiponectin receptor protein-like. Lineage: Eukaryota; Metazoa; Mollusca; Bivalvia; Pectinida; Pectinidae. The record is from RefSeq and is a predicted model, not a curated record. Gene Ontology annotation, biological process: adiponectin-activated signaling pathway. Gene Ontology annotation, molecular function: signaling receptor activity. Gene Ontology annotation, cellular component: plasma membrane. Bases 254 to 1456 code for a protein of 400 amino acids. The transcript has 8 exons.